AUGAACCGCAGCUCGCGCACCUACGCCACCCCACUACGGUGGCAGCCUGCCUCCAGCGGCGCCGACGACCCCAGCACCACCACCCGCGCCGUUGAGCGCGAGGACUCGCCGCUGGAAAUCAUCCCGACAGUGUUCAAGCGUCCCUUGACCCUCCCCGCGCCAAACGACGCCGCCGUCCGCGCGCUCAGCUUCAGCCAGAGCGCAAAGCCCGGCGUGGGCGACAUCUCGCUCGACCGCGAGGAGCUCGUGCGCCUCCGCGAGGGCCACUUCCACACGCCCCGUCUUGGGCGCGGGAGCGAGGGACGGAACUGGGCGAAAAUGACACUCUCUGAGGCUGCUUGGAUCCGCGUCGAGGAGGUCGGCGCGGUCACAAAGAGCAGAUCGUGGACCGCCAGAGUUGGAUAUGACGACAGCGGCGAGUCCGUCAAGCCAGAGCUCCCAUACGUCAUCCUCACCAAGCUUGUCAUUGCGUCGUCCCCGCGCAAGAUGCUCACUCUCAACCAGAUCUACCAGGCGAUGGAGGAGCGCUGGCCAUACUUCCGGCACCUGGGGCAGACGUUUAGGAACUCGAUCCGGCACAACCUGUCCAUGAACCCGGCGUUCGUCAACGUCGAGCGCCCGUCGGCCGAAGGAGGGCUGGGUACCGGAAAGGGCGGGUACUGGAAGGUGUCCGACGAUCCGUCGCCGCCUAAACCGACCAAGCGUGCCAAGGCGUCCGACGGCGCCGAGGCCGCCGCGCCGAGCGUCACGCGGUCCGGCACGCUCAUCCGGCGCGAAGUGGUGGCCAAGGUGCCCCAGCAGCGCGCUGGGCGAGCUCCGACCCGCGCGGUGCCCGUGCCCGUGCCCUAUGCGUCGAGCAACGGCUCCGCGUCGUCCGAGUCCUCGGUGGCAUCGAGCGCUGCUGCUGCGCCGCGGCCCCGCCGCCACCACCACAACCACCAGCAGACACUCGCGCCGUUGCGUAUCCCCCGACUGGCGGACGACCGCCGCUCCGUCCCCGGCGUCCGCCCCGCAACACACCUCAUGAUGCACCUGCCUGCGGCACCGGCCGCCCAGUGGACACGGGAGAGCGUAAGCGUACCGCACGAUUCGCUGCCCCACUUCCCCCUCCCCCUCCCGCUGGCCGAGCCGUCCCCCCGCCGCGCGACGCACCUCGACCCCGCCGAGCCGGCGCCCAAGCGCCGCCGCUUCGCUGCUGAGCCGGGCGAGCACACUCACAACGACCCGCUGUACCUCCUCGCGAGCGUAUCCGACGCUGCCCCGACCAGCCUGCUGCCCACGCCGCCGCUCGAGGCGGGCGGUGUCGGUGCCCGCGUACCUACCCCAACCGAGGCUGCUGCCCCCACCCGCGCCGCCCCCGCCCCGCGCCACACGCUCGCGUCGCUCCUCAACCCCGCGGAACCGCCCACGCCGCUCACGUCCUCCCCUGCGUCGUCGCUGACCGGGGCGUGA
Messenger RNA from Vanrija pseudolonga, 1452 nucleotides. RefSeq names its product Forkhead box protein J3 (gene Foxj3). NCBI's taxonomy places the organism in Eukaryota, Fungi, Basidiomycota, Tremellomycetes, Trichosporonales, Trichosporonaceae. Gene Ontology annotation, biological process: regulation of transcription by RNA polymerase II. The coding region runs from base 1 to 1452 and encodes 483 amino acids. The transcript is spliced from 5 exons. The record is from RefSeq and is a predicted model, not a curated record. Gene Ontology annotation, molecular function: DNA-binding transcription factor activity, RNA polymerase II-specific; RNA polymerase II cis-regulatory region sequence-specific DNA binding.